AUGUGCAACACUAAUCAUGAUCCAAACAAGGGGAAGGAAAAACUGAAUGAGGAAACAGUAGCCAAACAGAAUAAUGAGAACAAGCGAAAGGUGACUGUGUUGGAAGAAAAACCUGUUGCUAAAUCCAAGAGUUCAAAGUGUCACAAGAAUGAUACUGGUGAAGAAGAAUCAACAAAUUCAUCCAAAGAAAUUUCUCCAUUUGUUCUUUUUGGAUAUAUUAUUGAUCCAACUAAAGGAAAUCGAAAAGCUUACCCGUGCAACUUUUGUACACAAAAAUUUGUUUCUCCACAAGCAUUAGGUGGACACCAAAAUUGUCACAAGUUGGAGAGAAGACUCCAGAAAAAGAACGAAACUAUGAACAAAGUUAGGGAAAUUUUCUCUAAUAUGGGGCAUGGAUAUCAAAAUUCUGGAAUUGACAGAGAGAUUUUGCAUGCUACAGAGUCAUCAAGUUUUGAUGCAUGGAUUUUGCACUAUGUUCAGCAUAUAAACCAAAACAUUGUUAAUGAACAAGUUACUAUGACUGAAAUUGACUUUGGAUUGGUUUCAGAGGCAGGUGCUAAUAUAGAUGUUGAACAUGAACACAAAGAGACUCAGGAGGAGGAGGAGGAAGCAUGCAAAACGAUUGAUUUGAACCUUAAGCUUUGA
Molecule: messenger RNA, 645 nt
Organism: Vicia faba (fava bean)
Lineage: Eukaryota; Viridiplantae; Streptophyta; Magnoliopsida; Fabales; Fabaceae
Source: the annotation of a GenBank genome assembly